Molecule: messenger RNA, 1359 nt
Organism: Ogataea angusta
Lineage: Eukaryota; Fungi; Ascomycota; Pichiomycetes; Pichiales; Pichiaceae
Exons: 1
Coding region: 1-1359 (452 amino acids)
Source: RefSeq, a predicted model, not a curated record
AUGAUUGAGCAGUUAGAUUGGUUUUUACUGCUCAUGGUGAGCGGGGCCUGUGGAUUUGCCCUGUUCAUGGCCAGGUGGUAUCUAGGAAAAACCACUCGAUCAAAGUCGUCUGCUUCCAAAACCGAGAACACUUUUAAGAAAGGAAAGUUCCAUUCCGAUAUGAACGCACCACCUCCUGAGCCGACACCGCUUUACAUCAAGCCAGAGGAAGUGAGAAAUAGAGACGACCGUCCUUGGAGGCCAUUCAGAGUUCCUUACUAUCAGACAAUGUCUAUAUUUAAAUUAGAUAUCAAUCACUGGUUGGAUAUGGAUAAAUAUUACAUUCACUACAUUGAAGAAAAACGGAGAGUUUUUCAUACGUAUGGCAAUGAGCAUAUUGGGUGGAGCCCUGAGUCAACGGAUGCUUGCUAUGAAUUGCUUGAUACAGUCAAGAAGCAUAUGCUAAAAAGAUAUCCCCUCCUCUUCACCACAGAGGAUGAUGGAGUGCAUGUGAAGAAUGAACUCACAGGCGAGAUUCUUGAGUUUAGCGAACCCCUAAAGGAUCAUCCCUUGGUAUAUGUCUCAAAAUUGGCAAAAGAAGACUUUUACAUUCUUCAAAAAGGUAGCGAUGGGGAAUACAGACUUGCCGCAGCCGCGGUUCCGUUCCCAGGGGGCUCCUUCAAAAUUAGCGAGAAAAUUGGCAAGACAGUGGAUGCGAUUCACGAUGUUGUUCCUUACUACGCAGAAAAAUUGAGAACCUCCAUGUUGCGUUUUUUCGAUAAGAUGGCUCCCGCCGACCCCGUCGAAAGAGCAUCUUUCUAUAUCUCGUGGGAUCAUAGAUUACUUUUGAACAACAUAUAUGCGAUGAAAGAGGGUGAGAAGGUGGAUUCGAGUGUCUUACCGACAGAAUUCAAUGUCAGAGUUGAAAGACAGACGUUGCGGAGACUACCAAAAACUAAAGCCAUUAUUUUUACGAACCAUCCUAUUUUUUACUCGAUCGAUGAGAUGAAAGAUGAACCUCUUAUCCCUUCAUUGCUGCGCAAGAUCUUGGACGAGGCUCCAGAGAAAAUCAUGAAGUACAAGAACUUUGAUGCUUUCAGAGAUCAUCUCAUUCCUUACUUGGAGGGUCUGAUACAGAGACAAAAAGAUCUGGGGCUUAUUGAUGACAGCACUCCGGUUAGGACUCUACCCACGUACCCCUUUGCUCACUUUACCAAGGACUUUAACGAAAAAACUGGAUGGUCUAACCCCAAAAACCCAGUCAAUUACUCGGACAAGCUGCAAGAUGAAAUCAAAGCUGCGAUACCUCUUGAGCAGUCAGCUUUUGGUGCACCUUCCGCUGCAAAAGCUGCGAGAGCUGAAAACCUUCUGGCAGCAUGA